Molecule: messenger RNA, 393 nt
Organism: Porites lobata
Lineage: Eukaryota; Metazoa; Cnidaria; Anthozoa; Scleractinia; Poritidae
Source: the annotation of a GenBank genome assembly
AUGUGCUUUGACAAUGGCGUGGAAUCUGAAAAGUCAUUUGCGCAGUUAAAGGAGAAGUGGCGGGUGCUCUUGGAUAAAUACAAAAGCGUAUGUGAUAACAACAAUCGCACGGGAAGGGAACGGAAAACGUUCAAGCACUAUGAAGACAUCGACGAAUUUAUGGCUUCAUCAGACAAAGUGAAUGCAAGAUUUGUCAAGGAAACGAAAGCCCAUGAUACCGACGUUAUUUUAUCGACGGGAAAUCAAGAUUGCAGUAAGAAAACAGAGAAACGGCCGCCCAGCUCUGCUGGAGGAGAUAGUGCGGAUGCAGAGAAAACUGAAAAACUGGGCAAAAGGAUGAAAAAGGACCAAAAAAGAAGAAGAAAAGGCUUAGCGGCGAUGACAUGGAGCUAG